GGCAGGGUCAGUGGGAGGUGGAGGUGCAGGGAGCUGGCUCCAGGAUGGAUGCCCGGCUGCGGGGCUUGGGCAGGUGGGAACCACGGAAGGGUUUAAAGCAGGGGAGUGACCUGGCUGGACUUCUGCUUUGGGAAGGUUGAGAAUGGCUCGGGACGCUGUCAGGAGCUGCAGGGUGGAAGGUGGCAUGGCUGGAGGCUGAGGGGCUAUCUGGGGACCACGAUGACCCUUCAGUGCAGUUCUGUUUUGGGACAAAAGCAGGCUGAGCGGCUCUCAAACCUCUGCCUGUGUAACCUCCUAAGAUUCACCGGCAUAGCUGCCCCUCCUUACCUGGCCUUCCUCAGGGCCUCCUGGGAGAGGACCUCCACAUCCGACCCCACUCUGGGACCUGCUGACACCCUGGGGGUCUCAGCUGGGAGGAGGGGCUUCUGGGCGGCAGCUCUGACUCCCUCGGGGUGGAGACACGGCAGGUCCCACCUCUGCUCCUGGCUCUGAGCUGUAGACUGUGUCCCUCUGUGAGCUUCAGGUUCCUCAUCUGUGAAAUGGGCAAAGGACACUGCCUAUCUUUGCUGUCACAGAAGCUGAUCUGUGUCAGGCCUCGAGCUGGGCACACAGUAGGUGCUUACUAAGUGUGAGCUCUCCCAAACAGGAAGGCAGAGCCUGGCUCACCCUUGCCCCACACCCCGGGCCCCGCCCCCUUGACAGCAGAGGAUGAGGUGUGUGCUGAACGGUUCUCUUCACGACAUCCUGCCCUGCUGGGCACCAGCCCCCAUGCCAAGCAUGGAGGGCACCAGGGAGAGAGGGGAGAGUGGAGGCUGGGACAGAUGGCGCCCUGAAGUGUGUGGGUCACAUCUGAAUCAGGCAGGGUCUCUGAAGCCUGGCGCUGGGGGAAGUCGCCGACCUGUGGCCAGGGCAGGGCUGAUAAAGUCCAUCAACCGCCUGGCUGUCGCUCCCACCUUGGGCCUCUGUCCAGCUGCUUGGCCGCCUCUGGGAACCUCGAGAAAGCUCGCCUGCUGCCAAGAUGUCCUCACCGCGGACAGAGACUCCUGGGCCAGAACUGCAGAGCCCCAGGAAGGCUGAGGAGCUGCAGACUCCAGCUCACAGCUCCCGGCGAACAGGCAGCAGGAAAGAGCCCAGUGGCCACCGCGUCGAUGGCACAAGGCUGGGCCUGGGCACCCUGAAGCAGGCCUUCUCCCGGGCCAGCCAGCGGGUUUCGACCCAGGUCUCCAAGGAAGACGCGGGUCUGCUAAGGCGAAGCUCCUGCUCCCUGUUCCGGUCCCUCCGGCGAGCCCUGGACGAGGGCCCAGCUGCUGGCCAUUCCCAGGCCACUCCUGAGGUGCCCUCGGAGGUCACGAAUGCUGUCAGCCAGCAGGCAUCUCCUGGGGCAGCGUCUGAGGAACUGAAACCCGAGGCAGAAGGCAAAUCCGUGGCAGACCUCAUUACUGAACGGCAACUGCUGGCGGCCUUGGAACAGCUUCUGCAUCUGGAGACGCGGCUGGUGGCGGAUAAAGCCUCGCGCACCUUUGAGCAGGACCCCACGGCCUUCGCGCGGCGCGCCAUGGACGUGUGCCUGCAUUACGACGGGCUGGCAGCUGAGAUCGGGGCCAUCGUGCGCGAGACGCUGGGCGCCGAAGGCGUGGACGCCGCCGCGCUGGCCGAGCUGGCCCGCGUGGUGCGCGCGGAGGAGGAGGCCCACCCCGCGCCCCCAGACGACGGCGACUUCCUGCGCACGCCGCGCCGCUGGCGCCAGCACUGGGAGGAAGCGGUGAGGCGAAGCGCUCAGGAGCGCGUGCGGCAGCCGGGCACGCGGGAGGCCGAGGGCGCGUCGGGCCUGGCCCAGCUUCUGGCCGAGCUGGGUGGCUUGGUUCGCCGCGACCUGCAGAAGGUGUGGCAGGAGGUGCAGCCCGCGUACUCGGCGGCCGGCUUCCCGGCCUGGGAGGUCUACCUGCGUGCCUUCCACGGCGCUGUCGCCCAGCGCCUCCAGGAGCUCGCGCGCGAUGCCCGCGGCUGCGAGCAGCUCUAUCUUCUGCUGGACUGGGCGGCCAACGUGUACGGCAGUCCUGACUUCCUGGGCGCCCCGGGCCUGGCGCUGCCCGCCGAGCCGCUGCCCCCGCUCCUGGCGCCCGACGUGUGGGCCCGACUGGAAAGUGACUACACUAGCUUCCUCGAGGCCAAGAUCGCAAGCUGCUUCGACCGUAUCUUGCAGCUGGAACAGAGUCGCUGGGCGGCGGCCGAGGGCCCCGAGGUGCUGCAGGGCCUCUACCGGGUGCCGCUGUCCAUGGACGUCCACAUGCUCGUGGCCGAGCACGUGAAGGCGGCCGGCGCCAUCUCCGCGGAGCUGGAGGCCACCACCCUGCGAAUCUGCACGCGGGCGCUCGGCCUCUUCGUGCCCAGGUUUGAAAAGGCUUUUCUGGCGUCGGAGGCGGUGAGCGACCCACACCUGGGCGCCUACAUCAAUGCCUGCGAGGAGCUCAGGACCAGUCUUCUCUCCAGGUUCCCAGGAACCCAAGAGGAGCUGGAGAAGCCCCUGGUGGCGGCCACCUGCAGCUUCCAGAAGCACCUGCUUUGGGGCCUGCAGCGUGACUUGCAGCCGCUCUUCAGGGCCGUGUGGACCAGGGGCUGGCUGGCAGGGGACUGGCUGCGACCCCUCAUGGACAAGGUGGUAGUCUUUGCUGGUCAUCUCCAGCAUGUGGCCCGGCCGCGGGCACAGGAGGCUCUGCAGGAGGUGCACCGGUUCGUGGUCCGAGAGUACCUGGCGCAGGCGCUGAGGCCGCGGGAGCGGUUCCGGGGCACGGAGCGCAUGCGCGGCUCCCAGAAGAUGAGUCAGGAUGCCCAGGCCAUCGGUGACACCUUCCAGGGCCUGGGUUCCGAGGCCACGUGGCUGGACCAAGCCAUCCAGUGUGUGGCCGAGAUCCUGGGCGAGACUUAUAAAGAUGACAUCCAGCGGCACCUGGAGACUCUCAUCCGGAGCUACCCUGACAUCAGGCAGGACCACGUACUGGCCAUUCUGGCGCUGCGCCGCCUGGGCCGCCGGCGGAACCAGCAUCUCUUGCAGCACGCCCAAGACCUGCUGAGAGCUGCGGCCGGGGCUGCGGGUGCAGAGGCCCCCCGGGGCCGUGUGCUCUUCGAGGAGAUCAAGGUGCCCAGUGCCAUGGCGGUGCUGAUCACCUGCGUCUAGUGCUCUCCGGCCAGAGAGGGGGCGGCUGUCGGUGGGGAGCCGUGGUCCAUGGGGGUCAGCCAGAAGCCGAGGGAGUCACUUUCGGCCCUGCUCCCAACUCUGACACCACAGUUAGGGAAUUUUUGUCGUCAGCAGCUGAGCACAGCUGCCAGGCCAGAAGGAGCAGCCUGCCGGAGGGAUUUCAGGCAUCAGAGGGAGUGUUUUGUGUUGCAGAGCUCCCUUCAGUGCUGCCCAGCUUCACCCUCCGGUCUGAAAGUGAAGAGCAGAGAAUUUAUUUUAAAAAUAAAUGUGAAUUAAGA
Messenger RNA from Sapajus apella (tufted capuchin), 3474 nucleotides. RefSeq names its product exocyst complex component 3 like 4 (gene EXOC3L4). Gene Ontology annotation, molecular function: SNARE binding. Gene Ontology annotation, biological process: exocyst localization; exocytosis. The record is from RefSeq and is a predicted model, not a curated record. NCBI's taxonomy places the organism in Eukaryota, Metazoa, Chordata, Mammalia, Primates, Cebidae. Gene Ontology annotation, cellular component: exocyst. Bases 1019 to 3175 code for a protein of 718 amino acids. The transcript is spliced from 12 exons.